Melitaea cinxia (Glanville fritillary) is the source of this 573-nucleotide messenger RNA. Its product is annotated as neuroglobin-like. Lineage: Eukaryota; Metazoa; Arthropoda; Insecta; Lepidoptera; Nymphalidae. The coding region runs from base 1 to 573 and encodes 190 amino acids. Gene Ontology annotation, molecular function: oxygen binding; heme binding. The transcript is spliced from 3 exons. The record is from RefSeq and is a predicted model, not a curated record.
AUGGGUUGUAAGCUAUCUCAACUCGCAGCGUCUGAGUUCAGUCAAGAUCCCUUGGAGCGACCUCCACCACCUUCCGACCCUCGUUCACCUCUCACCGCCAAACAGCAAUACAGCAUCAUGGCAUCAUGGAAAGGAAUAUUCCGACAGAUUGAGACUACGGGAAUUAUUUUAUUCGUUAAAUUAUUCGAAGAAAACGAAGAGCUGCUUCACUUGUUCGAGAAGUUUCGCGAGCUUCGUUCAAAGGAAGCCUUUGUUACUUCCACAGAGCUGGCUGAACAUGCUACUAAGGUUAUGCAUACCCUGGACGAAGGUAUCAAGGGCCUCGCUGACAUGGACUCGUUCUUCGCCUACGUGAGACACGUGGGCGGUACGCAUCGGCAAGUUCCAGGGUUCAAGGCGGAAAACUUCUUGAAAAUCGAACAACCGUUCCUAGAAGCAGCGAAGACAACCCUUGGCGACAGAUAUACACCCAACAUCGAGAAUAUAUACAAGAUCACAAUCCGAUUCAUAUUAGAAAACCUCGUGAAGGGCUACGAAGAGGCUGACCAAGAGAAUGGAACUGCAGAAACUUGA